Molecule: messenger RNA, 498 nt
Organism: Apodemus sylvaticus (European woodmouse)
Lineage: Eukaryota; Metazoa; Chordata; Mammalia; Rodentia; Muridae
Gene: Rplp1
Product: ribosomal protein lateral stalk subunit P1
Exons: 3
Coding region: 113-457 (114 amino acids)
Biological process (GO): cytoplasmic translation; translational elongation
Cellular component (GO): cytosolic large ribosomal subunit; ribosome
Molecular function (GO): structural constituent of ribosome; protein kinase activator activity; ribonucleoprotein complex binding
Source: RefSeq, a predicted model, not a curated record
UCCUUUCCUCAGCUGCCGCCAAGGUGCUCGGUUCUUCCGAGGAAGCUAAGGCCGCGUUGGGGUGAGGCCCUCACUUCAUCCGGCGACUAGCACCGUGCCGACAGCCCACAACAUGGCUUCCGUCUCUGAGCUCGCCUGCAUCUACUCCGCCCUCAUCCUGCACGACGAUGAGGUGACGGUCACGGAGGAUAAGAUCAAUGCCCUCAUUAAAGCAGCUGGUGUCAAUGUUGAGCCUUUCUGGCCUGGCUUGUUUGCAAAGGCUCUGGCCAAUGUCAACAUUGGGAGCCUCAUCUGCAAUGUAGGGGCUGGUGGGCCUGCUCCAGCAGCAGGAGCCGCCCCUGCUGGGGGUCCUGCUCCAUCCACUGCUGCUGCCCCCGCUGAGGAGAAGAAAGUGGAAGCAAAGAAGGAAGAGUCCGAGGAGUCGGAAGAUGACAUGGGCUUUGGUCUUUUUGACUAAACUGCGUUUGUUAACAUGUCCAAUAAAGAGCUGGACCUGUA